Molecule: messenger RNA, 774 nt
Organism: Carica papaya (papaya)
Lineage: Eukaryota; Viridiplantae; Streptophyta; Magnoliopsida; Brassicales; Caricaceae
Gene: VMA10
Product: vacuolar membrane ATPase 10
Biological process (GO): proton transmembrane transport
Cellular component (GO): vacuolar proton-transporting V-type ATPase, V1 domain; vacuolar proton-transporting V-type ATPase complex
Molecular function (GO): proton-transporting ATPase activity, rotational mechanism; ATP hydrolysis activity
Source: RefSeq, a predicted model, not a curated record
UUGAUUAUGCGUUUCUCUCUCUCUCUCUCUCUCUCUCUCUCUGAAUCAUGCUAUCCUCUUAGUUCCAUAGAUCUGAUCUUCUACUUCAGUGGUUUUUGCUUUGCCUGACACGGGGAUUAGUCGAAUCAUCUUUGCUGGCUUGAUUUCCUAAGCAUGGAUGCCAACAGGAGUCAGGGUGGAAUUCAGCAGCUGCUAGCUGCAGAACAAGAAGCUCAACACAUUGUCAAUUCUGCUAGAAAUGCGAAAAUGACAAGAUUGAAACAAGCCAAAGAAGAGGCUGAAAAGGAGAUUGCUGAAUACCGAGCACAAGUGGAGCGUGAGUUCCAAAGGAAGGUGGCUGAGAGCAGUGGAGAUUCAGGUGCCAACGUGAAGCGACUUGAACAAGAGACAGAGUCAAAGAUUCAUCACCUGAAGACGGAGGCCUCGAGGAUAUCAAAAGAUGUAGUUGACAUGCUCCUGAAGCACGUCACAACUGUGAAGAAUUGAGCAUUUUCAUUUCUGGGGGAAUGAAGUGAUCAUGAUGCAAACACGGGGAAUGUUAAAUCUUCUAUGGCAUGAUUCAUUUCAGCAGAACCUUAUUUUGUUGUGUGCGGCAAUUGGAUGGAUCUUUGUAUUCUCUUAUUUCAAAUAUUUAAGAUCUUGAUAUGUCAAGAUUGGUCAUGGAACUUUUUGCAUCUCAUGUUGUGCCAAUAUGUUUAUCCAGUAGUAGUGUAAUGGCAUUUUUUGUUGAGACAGUAAAAAAGAGAAAUAAAGUUUACCAUUGAUGUUUAUUUA